Ostrinia furnacalis (Asian corn borer) is the source of this 2153-nucleotide messenger RNA. RefSeq names its product Ubiquitin-like activating enzyme 5 (gene Uba5). Gene Ontology annotation, cellular component: cytosol; cytoplasm. The record is from RefSeq and is a predicted model, not a curated record. The coding region runs from base 106 to 1284 and encodes 392 amino acids. Gene Ontology annotation, biological process: protein ufmylation. NCBI's taxonomy places the organism in Eukaryota, Metazoa, Arthropoda, Insecta, Lepidoptera, Crambidae. The transcript is spliced from 8 exons. Gene Ontology annotation, molecular function: UFM1 activating enzyme activity.
GUACCGUCAACUUGACAUUGACAGGUAUUAUGUUUCUUCUCGUUUCUUGUGCAGUGACUAGAUUCGUAAAUUCCUCUAACAUAUUUUGCUGAAAAUUCUGUGAAAAUGGCUACUGUCGAGGAGUUGAAGAAGAAGGUAAUGGAGCUGGAAUCGAAGCUAGCCGCUUGCCAGGGAAAUGUGGGUCCAGCGAGGGAGAAAAUCCAAGUUAUGUCGUCUGAAGUAGUCGACUCCAACCCUUACAGUCGUUUAAUGGCGCUCAAGAGGAUGGGCAUAGUGGACAACUACGAGAAGAUCCGUGAGCUCUCUGUGGCCGUGGUGGGAGUGGGUGGGGUGGGCAGCGUCACAGCUGAGAUGCUGACUCGUUGCGGUAUUGGAAAGCUCAUCUUAUUUGACUACGACAAAGUGGAGCUAGCGAACAUGAAUCGUCUGUUCUUCCAACCGCACCAAGCAGGGCUCAGUAAGGUGGACGCUGCGGCAGGCACGCUGCAGUCCAUCAACCCAGACGUGGCCAUCGAUGCGUACAAUUACAAUAUUACCACUGUUGACAACUUCCAGAAGUUCUGUGAUACUAUCAGAACAGGCAGCCUGACCGGUGGCCCAGUGGACCUGGUACUAAGCUGUGUGGACAACUUCGAGGCACGCAUGGCCAUCAACACGGCCUGCAACGAGCUCAACCAGAAGUGGUUCGAGUCAGGUGUCAGUGAGAAUGCUGUGUCCGGACACAUACAGUUCAUAGUGCCCGGGGAGACUGCUUGCUUUGCUUGUGCUCCACCACUGGUUGUGGCAUCGAAGAUCGAUGAGAAAACAUUGAAAAGAGAUGGUGUGUGCGCUGCCAGUCUGCCAACUACCAUGGGGAUUGUAGCAGGUUUCUUAGUACAAAAUACGCUGAAGUACCUCUUAGAAUUCGGCACAGUUAGUCACUAUUUAGGAUAUAGCGCACUCACAGAUUUCUUCCCUUCAAUGGCUUUGAAGCCCAACCCUCAAUGCGACGAUAGCUUCUGCCGCGCGCGCCAAGUGGAAGUGCGCGCGCGGCCCGUCGUAGAGGUCGCUACUGAGGUCAAGGAGGACGUGGCGCCCCUCCACGCCGAUAACGAUUGGGGCAUCUCGCUUGUAGACGAAAAUAAUCCUGAAGAUGACGACAACAAUCUGAACUUGGUUGAUGGUGUGCAGGUGGCAUACAGCAUCCCAGUUGAUAACAGCACACCAGAAUCAAGCACCGGAGGCGCGGUGGCCGCCUCAGAAUUAUCGCUCGAGGAGCUCAUGCAGCAGAUGAAGUCCAUGUAAACAUAUCACGACGAGGCAAAGGUACGUUGUAGGUUGUUGUAUGAAGUGGCCAAAAUGCUUGGUGCCGAUACUAAGCAGAAAAAAAAAAUAGAAACCACAAUGGAUUUUGAUCUUUGACUCUAAGGGGUAAGGUUUGAAAUCAAUUGUGGAAUGUUUUAUUUUGUGGUAGGCUAGCCAAUGUGACAAUCGAAAGAGUUUAUUGAGUAGAAUCACUAUGAUUUGCUUUUGUCCAUUAUUGGUUUGAAUGUUAUUAUUGACGCCCAGAAAAACCCAACAUAAUAAUAUGUUUUUAGAAUAAUUAUUACGGGCUAAUUUAUACAAACUAUUGUCACUGCGCACUGCAUCGCUCUCUGAAACCUUCAAACGAGCAUAAUUCUUCUGGACUUCAGUAAUUUGAUGAUUUUCUAAUUUGGUCAAAUUCAAAAAACUUACCUCGUAAGAGUUAGAGGCGUAUUUGAUAAUAAGCUAUUUUCGUUAUAUAGCUUAAACAUAACGAAUGAAACAUAAGCAGAACCUCAAGGUGGACAAACGUCAUUCUAAAUGCCAUAAAAAGUGCAAUAUUUUUCUACUGAUAUUGUGGCAAUAUCGUAUUACUUAUUUAUUAUAAAAAAUCUGUCAUCUCAUGGCAAAAUAUGUAAUAUAUUUGAGAAAAGGAAUAAUAUUGUUAAUUAAUUUUAAUUUGAACUAAACUUGUAAAAAGCACAAACUUCCAUUAUGCAUUUUAUUUUUUACAUAUACAAAUGUAUCAUUAUUUCACUGUGUUAAAAGCCGGCCUUAAACUAAUUUAGAAUUAAAAAUAUACCUAUUAUAACUCAAAUUAUUAGAAGAUAAAAGUCACAAAACAGAAUAAACAAUGUCAAAUUAUUUAU